This is a messenger RNA of Etheostoma spectabile (orangethroat darter), 1885 nucleotides long. It is a transcript of the gene c9h8orf82, whose product is annotated as chromosome 9 C8orf82 homolog. Lineage: Eukaryota; Metazoa; Chordata; Actinopteri; Perciformes; Percidae. The record is from RefSeq and is a predicted model, not a curated record.
UCCGUCUGUACACAACAUAAGGGAAAACCUGCGUAUGCUACUCCAAUAGAGUCCUCGCGCUAGAGGUUAUCUCGGUUUCCGCGUUUAUCCUGCCCAUAUCCCGUCUUUUCGGCCAUGUUGGUCUCCUCCGCGGCUCUCGGCUGCAGAGUUCUGGCCGCUCUGCGCUGCCUGCCCGCCGGCUACACCGCCUCCAGAAGCACCGCUAACGUCACAUUCCAGGGCCAGAGCCCGGUCCCACGUGUCCGUGAAUACUUCUACUACUUGACCACCAAGACAGGUGAGACCUUUUCCUCGAUGACACUAAGUGAGAACUUCGUCACCUGCUUCAAAGACGUGAAGUUCCUGACCUUCUUCUUCAGUCGGCUGUGCUCCAAUCAGAGCGGUCGCUAUGAGGAGGACUUCCCCUUCUUGUCCCUGUGUGGCAGGGAGAGGAACUUCGUGCGCUGUGAUGACCGUCCCAUGGUCUUCACCCACCUGCUGCAGAGUCCCGCGACGUCGCCGGGAAUCAUGGGAGAUCGGGAGCUGCUGUCGUACUGCGGGGGGGCGGAGAAGCUGUCUGCCCCGUUCCGCCCGGAGGCGCUGUACAUGCAUCCAGUCAGCGGGCGCGUUUACCACCCCUGCUCGGAGCGCGGAGGGGGGGUCGGCCUGGUCAGGUCGGCUCUGGCCAUCGAGCUCAGCCCCUUCUUUGUUUACGCUCCGGAGCACGGCCAAUCGGGACAGCCGACACACUUUCUCUGGGGCGGACAGAAGCACACGCUGACCAAUGAGCUCGCGGGAUGCUUUCCCACUGUGGAGGAGGCCAGUGGGCAGAAGGAUGAACUGGGAUAACAACCAGAACUGGUCAAAAGUGUGACUAAGAUUUUUCAAAUGCUGUCUAUGUAAGCCAUCAGUGUUCCGUACUGCCACUGGGAAAAGACGACCACGUUCUCACAGUUGUAAUCACUAUGUGAUCGUUACUGUUGUAGCCAGAGCCGAUGUUUCCUCCUAUCCUAGUGUACGUGAUGUGUGAGAUUUACGCUGAGGAUGCAGAGUGUGCCUGGCGUUUUUGUGGCUUUAGACUACUCAAACAUAGCAGUGUCUCUCCUCAAUACAGGUUGCAGUUUAAAGAAAAAAGAAAAUUAAUCUGAAUCAUAUUUGUGGUCCUAAAGAGGAAUAACUAUCCAGAAAGUCACUAUAAAAAAGCAAAGAUUAGGGUACCGUCUAGAAAGAGUAACACACAAUACCUUUUCUGCUUUCUUUUCCUGUUAAUCCUUAAAGAAAGUUCUAUUUUUCAUCCGGACCCUGAGGUUGGAGAGGCUAAAACUACAGCGGUUGAGAGGCAGCAAGAGACUGAAAGGUGCUUUUUGUUUUAGUUUUAAUUUUGUGACACAAAUUCAACACAAGGACAACAGAUGUUUAUUCUCUAACUUUUCUCACUGCUGUCCUUUUAAGCAAGGUUCUGUCACGUGGAAAUCCGAUUUAGACGAAACCUUAAAUAACCCAAAGUAAAAAGAAGGUGAAUAUAACAAAGUCGCUCAAUAGAAGAGAGCUGUUACUUUGCACGUUGGGAACAGAUGGUUGUACAUUAAACAAUAAUACAUAGUCUACUAAUAUAUAAGAUAAUAUAUCGUAAUAUAAACAACCUGUAUGAUUUACAGAGUAGCAAAUAUCUGCAUCAGAGCGUAAUACAGAAUUUUGCUCUAAACGUCAUUAUAUUUGCAUUCAUAGAAAUUACAGAUUUGAAUCAAAUAGUUUAGUAUUCAUGUUCUUGAAAUACGAUUAAAAAAACACAGAAUUGAACCUUUAAAUAUAUAUUUAUGUGAAAAACAAGGAACAUGUUCUUUGGCAAAAACAAGAAUAAGCUACUGAGUGUACACAGAUCCUUGUUUAAUAAAGGGAGAUACUC